Molecule: messenger RNA, 450 nt
Organism: Papaver somniferum (opium poppy)
Lineage: Eukaryota; Viridiplantae; Streptophyta; Magnoliopsida; Ranunculales; Papaveraceae
Exons: 1
Coding region: 1-450 (149 amino acids)
Source: RefSeq, a predicted model, not a curated record
AUGGAGUUGUUUGAUGAAAUUUUAAUCCCUUCAAUUUAUCGAAUUUACGGCUUCAAUGGUACAAAGACUAUACCAAAGGGAGAAGUCACUCUCAGAGUCUCGUAUGAAGAGGGAUACUUGGACACGCUUACCACAUUCUGUGUGGUAGAUGUCAUAUCGCCUUAUGAGGCAAUCCUCGACAGACCUUGGAUUGCAGGCAUCAAAGGGGUGGCAUCGGCAUAUCAUCAAAGGUUGAGAUUCCCAUCUUAUCUAGGGGUGGUGGAAGUGUUAGGCAACCCCCAAGCCACGAGGCAGUGCAUGCAGUUAGAUAUCCAGCAAAAUGAAGAAAGACGAUCAAGACAGCACCGAGAAAAGAACAAAUCCAAGGAUAUAAAAGCAGGGGAAGAACUGGAAAAGGUUCUCUCACAAGCCAUCGCAGCUUACGAAACAGGCGAGAAAGAGAUCUUAUAG